Molecule: messenger RNA, 2144 nt
Organism: Vigna angularis (adzuki bean)
Lineage: Eukaryota; Viridiplantae; Streptophyta; Magnoliopsida; Fabales; Fabaceae
Product: ATP-dependent zinc metalloprotease FTSH 6, chloroplastic
Exons: 5
Coding region: 1-2040 (679 amino acids)
Biological process (GO): proteolysis
Cellular component (GO): chloroplast thylakoid; membrane
Molecular function (GO): ATP hydrolysis activity; zinc ion binding; metalloendopeptidase activity
Source: RefSeq, a predicted model, not a curated record
AUGUCUCCGGCACUAUGUUUGUCAGUCGCCCCCACUUUGUUCCACAAGCCUCAAGACCCUUCCAAGGAUCCUCACCUCACAAAAGCCAGCCACAGCCAGAAAUCAUGCAAACAAUCUUUGUUAGAUAACAAAGUCAUCAGCAAGAGGAAGCUUUUAUCCUCAGCUGUUAUUGGGUUGGGCCCAGCAUUGGCUGGGCUUUCUGUUGCUCAAUCCACAAGAGCUGAGCCUGAGAGCCCAGCUGCUUCCACAUCAAACAGAAUCUCUUACUCAAGGUUCCUGCAAUACUUGGAUGAAGGUGCUGUGAAGAAGGUCGACCUCUUUGAAAAUGGAACAGUUGCUAUUGCAGAGAUAUACAAUGCAACAUUGGAAAAAAUGCAAAGAGUCAAAAUUCAGUUACCUGGUUUGCCUCAGGACUUGAUCAGGAAAAUGAAAGAUAAAAAUGUUGAUUUUGCUGCUUAUCCCUUGGAAGUUAGUUGGUGGCCUGCACUACUUGACUUGUUGGGAAAUUUGGCCUUUCCUUUGAUUCUGCUUGGUUCUCUACUCUUGAGGACAUCAAUUAAUAAUCCUGCUGGUGGCCCCAACUUGCCCUUUGGACUAGGAAGGAGCAAGGCAAAGUUUGAGAUGGAACCAAAUACGGGAGUGACAUUUGAGGAUGUAGCAGGAGUUGAUGAAGCCAAGCAAGAUUUCCAAGAGAUUGUUGAGUUCUUGAAGACCCCAGAGAAGUUUUCAGCCGUUGGAGCCAAAAUUCCGAAAGGGGUUCUUUUGGUAGGGCCUCCGGGGACUGGAAAGACAUUGCUGGCCAAGGCAAUUGCAGGAGAGGCUGGGGUUCCUUUCUUCUCCCUAUCUGGAUCGGAGUUCGUUGAGAUGUUUGUGGGUGUAGGGGCCUCAAGGGUGAGGGAUUUGUUCAAUAAGGCCAAGCAAAAUUCACCAUGUUUGGUGUUCAUUGAUGAGAUAGAUGCUGUAGGAAGGAAGAGAGGAACCGGUAUAGGUGGAGGAAACGAUGAAAGAGAACAAACACUGAAUCAGUUGCUCACUGAAAUGGAUGGUUUUACUGGAAACACUGGCGUUAUAGUAAUUGCUGCCACUAACAGACCUGAAAUUCUUGAUUCAGCAUUGCUUAGACCUGGCAGGUUCGAUAGGCAGGUCACUGUUGAAUUACCAGAUAUAAAAGGGAGGGAAGACAUAUUGAAAGUUCAUAGUAAAAACAAGAAGCUUGACAAGGAUGUUUCUCUUAGUGUCAUUGCCAUGAGAACUCCAGGAUUCAGUGGUGCAGACCUGGCAAACCUCAUGAAUGAAGCCGCCAUUCUUGCUGGUCGAAGAGGCAAAGAUAAGAUCACACUCAAAGAAAUUGAUCACUCCAUAGAUCGCAUUGUGGCAGGCAUGGAAGGAACCAAGAUGACUGAUGGCAGGAGCAAAAUUCUGGUGGCUUACCAUGAAAUUGGACAUGCUGUUUGCGCGACACUGACACCAGGACAUGAUCCAGUACAAAAAGUCACACUAGUUCCCAGAGGUCAAGCCCGGGGUUUAACAUGGUUCAUACCUGAUGAAGAUUCUUCUCUAGUCUCUAAGAACAAACUUUUUGCUAGAAUAGUUGGAGGCUUAGGAGGCAGAGCAGCAGAGGAAGUCAUAUUUGGUGAAACUGAGAUAACCACUGGAGCUGCUGGGGACUUGCAACAAAUUACACAAAUAGCAAGACAGAUGGUAACAGUGUUUGGCAUGUCAAAGAUAGGGCCAUGGGCAUUGAUUGAUCCUGCAGUGCAAAGUAGUGAUGUGGUGCUUAGGAUGCUGGCUAGGAACUCACUGUCAGAGAAACUAGCUGAAGACAUUGAUAACUCAGUGAGGGAGAUAAUAGAGACAGCAUAUGAAAUUGCAAAGAAUCACAUAAGGAAUAACCGUGAUGCAAUUGACAAGUUAGUAGAUGUGCUACUUGAAAAGGAAACCCUUAAUGGAGAUGAAUUUAAAGCUCUAUUAUCAGAAUUCACGGAUAUUUCUUCCAUUAAGAUAGAUAGAAUUCCUGUGAGGGAAAUGAUCGAAGCAUGAGUAUAGUUCAAGUACCCAAGAAUAUAUAUAGCUUUGUAUCAAAGUAGGAUGAGAUUAUACAUAACUAUGAGUAUAGAAGUUAGUUUUGACAGAGAAUUGUUUAC